Molecule: messenger RNA, 930 nt
Organism: Rotaria socialis
Lineage: Eukaryota; Metazoa; Rotifera; Eurotatoria; Philodinida; Philodinidae
Source: the annotation of a GenBank genome assembly
AUGUUUAUCCACGAUACACCAGCAGCAUUUUACGGAAGAGGUAUCAAAAUAACACAUGAUGCACUUGAAAAAUGGUAUUUAGAAUUUGAUAGUAGUAAAGAAGAAUUUGAAAAAUAUCUACUAAAUCAAACAUUCGAUAAUCCAUUAUUUGCCUGUUGGUCUCUUCGUGUCAAAUAUCGAGAAACAUCUAUUAAAACAAUAAUCGCGUGGCUUGAAAAACGUGAUAGUACUGAAGUUAACAGUCGAUGGUAUGACUUGAUCGUCGAGCUGGCAAGUCGAGGAGCUUGCGAACAAGAUUGGUGUCACACUAUUUAUAUUCUUGAUAACAAUCAAUGUGUGAUUCAUCGGCAAACUACAGCAUUGCUUAGUCAUGGUCUAACUGGUCUUUCGAAUUGGCCUGCAUCAAUAUCUCUUGGCGAUUAUCUAAUGAAAAGAAUCGACCGUCUCGGAAAUAAACGUAUUAUUGAGUUAGGUGCUGGAUCGGGUCUACUUGGUUUAGCUCUAUUGAAAUCUUCCGAUAAAAUUCUCUCGUAUACCUUUACUGAUUAUUCUUCAAUGAUUUUGAAUUUAUUACGGCAAAAUGUUUUAUUGAAUUUUUCAGAAGAUGUCGAACUGAAUGAACGAGUCAAGAUCGAAGAAUUAGAUUGGAAUCAAUAUUCAGCUGACGAGAGUAAUCGCGAUUGUUAUGAUGUGGUUUUAGCUACAGAUGUUGUUUAUGAUCCAUCGGUAAUUGAAAAUUUAGUCAAAGUACUAAAAAUUCUUCUAGAAAAUAAUAAACAAUCUUCUGCUUAUGUCGCCAAUGCUAUUCGUAAUGAAUCAACGUAUGAUCAAUUUCGACAAGCAUUAAACCAAUCAUCAUUGAAUAUUUGUUCGAUUGAAACAGACAAUUUACAAUCUAUUGAAAUUCUUCAACUAACUGCUCUGCCUUGA